UUCAAAACAGCUGCUUCAAGCGAGAGACAACGAGUGACGGUUUGUUGAUUGAGUGUCGCAAGGCAGAAAGAUAACCUCUUUGUUAUCAAAGCACAGAUUGUGAAGUUUGGCUUUUUAAUAUAUUGGAACGAUGGACGUAGAAGGUCGUCUCAGGACAAUAAUGGACGUUUUCAGGCGAGAAUGCCAUAGAGUAUUACAGUCUGAACGAGUGACCGUUCACGGCGCUGAUAGCAUGCUGAUGGUUCUCCAGUUGGCCAUGGCAGAGGUUAAUAAACAGGGCAAUGGAGAGUUUGAAGUGUCUCUGAGUGACGUGCUGGUGGUCUGGAGGUACCUGCUGCUAGACAAACUACACCUGCUGCCUUUCGACAACUUGACUCGGCCAGAGAACUAUGACCUCAUCCUCAAAACCUACGAAUCCUUCCUGAAACGCUCCAACACCGUGGACUUGGUCGACGUGCACUCUCUGUCCGACCAGCUGAGGGUCGAACCGGGGACGAGCGAUGCCUUAAACCCGGUCGAGCUGUUUGAGUUUCUGUCUGGCAAAGGGGACGACCUCCUGCUGACGGAGCCAUCCACGCCGUCCACGCCGUCCAGUCAGCGCGGGCCCAGCCGCUCCAAAAUGCAGGCGGAGGUGAGAAGGGUUUUCCUCUCCUACUUGAGUCUUCUGGUGAACUCGAAGGACGACCUGGCCCUGGCCCACGUGCUGGACAUCCCCGGCCGCGCGCUGGGACGAGCGGCGUUCACCGACCUGAAGCACGCUGCCCGGCGCGCCAACACCUCCAUGUUCCUGGCCGUGACGUCCUUCGUGAGGGCCAUCCAGCUCGGGGGCAAGGGCUACGCGCCGGCCGAGGCCGACCCCCUGAGGAAACACGUCAAAGGCCUCUCGGACUUCGUCCAGUUUCUGGACAGCCUGGAGGAGGUCCUCGGGGAGGUCCCGGAUCCGGGCGUAUGCGGCGGCCGGCUGGUGGCCGCCAUCAGAGCGGCGCUGGUGAAGGGGCGCGGCGGCGAGGACAGGGCGUUCGCCGCCAUCGACCAGACGGCCCGCGCCCUGAAGGAGAGCAUCGGACAGCUGCACCGCGGGCAGCUGGGCGGCGACGCCAACGCCGUCGGGACGGGGAUUAGCCCGGCCAGGCCGCGGGCGCAUAAGAUCAACCACGCCACGGCGCUGGGGGGCCGCCUCACGGUGAAGACGCUCACCCUGCUGCUGGACCAGGAGGCCCUGGCCCCGCCCUGCCGCAACAAGGCGGAGCUACUGUGCGAGGGCCCGCCCUCCACGCUGGGCGGAGAUGAGGGCGGAGCUAUGCUCACGCUGUUCAGGUCUCCCGCCGUGGCCUCAGGAGACUCACCCCAACCCCUGAAGAGCAGGGUCCAGAGCCGGCAGGACCUCCUCAAACCUAAGGUCCGGCCCCCCGGCGCCCUCAGCUCCCAGUUUGCGUGCACGUACCGGGAGGAGGCGGAGCCGCCGCUGAGCCGCGUGCUGGAGUUCCCCAGCGGGAGCCAGAUCCCCUCCUGCAUCCACCCGGCCCCCCGACGGCCCCCGGUGACCCCCCGACGGCCACUGGCCUCCGGGGAGGAAGAGGAGGAGGAAGAGACCGGCCGCCGCGCUGGGGUGUCAGCGGGCCGUGCGUCAGGGCCCGUCCGAGGCCAGGAGCCCGGCGUUCCACGGCCGGGGAACGCCGGGCUCCGGCCCAUUGGGGCCCCCAACGGACGGAGUGGAACGGUCAACGGGAGCGCGUCUCUGAAGAAGGGCAGCAAGAGGAAGCAGGUCGACGCCGAGAACCAGCCCCAGGCCAAGCGGCCCGCGCCUCCCCUUGUCAAGAGCGGCCCCAAGAGCGGCCCCAAGAAGAAGCAGCUCAUCACGGGCCAGGGCACGCUGACUGGGUUCUUCAGACUGUAGUUCGCCCUGAUAAAGAGUUGUUUUAUAUGUUCGCUGACCACGUGACCUGGGGGAACGGCGUGAUUAUGUUGAGUGCGUCAGGGAGCUGUAUGUUUUAACCUGCGCCCGUUGACAGGUUGAUCUUGGCGUGGAGUAGAAAGCUCCCCCACGUGCAAACGUUCUUGUGGCGUUAUUCAUCUAUUGUGCAAUCUGAAGGUCUUCCAAUCUGUGUUUUAGAUCUCCAGUACAUCUGUUUGGAUACAGAUUAUUGGGUAAUUGCAGUCUGUCCACAGUUUUUAUGUCACUCCAAAACAUAUGUUGUGAAUAAAUCCUUGUUUUCCUCCUCAAAUGUGUUUUAUCAAUGAAGGCUCUGGAGGACUGCUUUUGUGAAACCUUCUUCGGGGUUUCCAAAAUCAAGUGUAAAUAUGUUGCAGACUUUUAUUUUAAUAAACAUUUAUUUAGUAUUA
This is a messenger RNA of Gadus chalcogrammus (walleye pollock), 2343 nucleotides long. It is a transcript of the gene parpbp, whose product is annotated as PARP1 binding protein. The transcript is spliced from 10 exons. The record is from RefSeq and is a predicted model, not a curated record. NCBI's taxonomy places the organism in Eukaryota, Metazoa, Chordata, Actinopteri, Gadiformes, Gadidae. Bases 131 to 1897 code for a protein of 588 amino acids. Gene Ontology annotation, cellular component: chromatin. Gene Ontology annotation, biological process: negative regulation of double-strand break repair via homologous recombination.